AUGCCACGUAAACCGGGCUCCUCCUGGAGGGCCGAGAGACCGCGGUCAGACGUUACAGCAAGGCGAGAAUCGCCCAUACAGACCGUCAUCGAGCCAGACUACGGCAACGGCGACUCGUACCGUCCCAAGCACAAUGGCCACACGCACGCCAAAUCCCAGGAGCGGCAUCCACAUCCCUACGACCGCAAUCGCAUCUCCAAACCCAACAACCACAGCAAAUCCUCCCGCAAAAAGAACCCAUCCACCCGCAUAAAAUCCCUUCAAAAACAACUCGACCGCGCCUCCACCUCCACCAUGCCCGCCAACAUCCUCGCCGAGAAGGAGCGCGAGCUCGCCUUUCUCCUAUCCGACCGACAGCAAUCGCAGCUUGGACCUGUAGAGCUGCGAAGCAAGGCCGACUACAACAAAAUCGUUGGACGAUACCACAAGAUACGCUUCUUCGAGCGGCGGAAAGCAGAGCGGAAUCUGCGGCGGCUGAGAAAGGCUAAGGAGCGUUCUGAGGAUGGGAACGUUUUGGAGGGGGAGAUACUGCCUACGACGGAUGAGCUACGGCGCGCAGAGGUUGAUUUGGUCUAUACAUUGUAUGCGCCGCUGGAUCAGAAGUAUGUUGCGGUGUUCCCGAAGGAUCUGUCAGAGGCAUGGAGAGGCAAGAGCGGGAAAGCGAAGCCACGACGUUCAGAGGCGCAGAAGACAGAAGCUGACGGUACAAUCGUGACAAUCAAUGACCCCAGCGGCAGGUUUCGGCCCGCACAUUGGCAGACCAUCGCUGAGAUCGUUCACCCUGGUAACUUCCGCUACGGAGAGGCUAUAGUCGAAGAGGCAGACGGAGAAGACAGCGUAAUGACGCAGGACACGACCACAAUACCACAAGGCAAUGAUUCCUACUCUUCCGUGGAGCUGACAGAUGCGCAAUUAUCCGAUCUAGAAGCACUACGCUAUGGCAGGUUUUCGUCAGCCAAUGGAGCUACGGCAUCAGGUCCUAACGCCGACAAUGUCCUGACGCAUCGUGCUAAGCAAAGGAGGGCCGCCGCGUCCGAUGAUCACGACGGAGGAGGCAGAUCUAGCAGUAAGCCAAGAAAGAAGCCAGCCUGGCAGAGUGAGACCGAUGAAGCCAUCGACCGAAUGGAUGCAGACACAUCUGAGGAUGAGGACGAAGGCGGCAUGGGCAUACAGGAGCCAACGAAACCGGUUGGCCGAAGCAGGAAGCGGCCGCAAAGUGCUCACAGACCUGUCCGAGAUGAUGACGGCGAUGGCGAUGAAAGUGAUGGAGACGGCGGUUUCUUCGAGCGCUGA
Messenger RNA from Cyphellophora attinorum, 1293 nucleotides. Its product is annotated as rRNA-processing protein EFG1. Lineage: Eukaryota; Fungi; Ascomycota; Eurotiomycetes; Chaetothyriales; Cyphellophoraceae. The record is from RefSeq and is a predicted model, not a curated record. Gene Ontology annotation, biological process: maturation of SSU-rRNA from tricistronic rRNA transcript (SSU-rRNA, 5.8S rRNA, LSU-rRNA). The coding region runs from base 1 to 1293 and encodes 430 amino acids. Gene Ontology annotation, cellular component: preribosome, small subunit precursor; nucleolus. The transcript has a single exon.